AUGCUGCUCAAACCAGAUAAAGACACCGGGGUGGUUCUCAUCAACAAAAAUGAUUAUGUUCGAAAGCUCUCUGAAAUAAUUUCGGAUGAGAAAAAGUUCUCUAGAUGCAGUAAAGAGAAGGAUGAGACAGAAAAGGUGGAGGGUGAAAUCACAGGUCUACUUAAGGCGCUAAAGUUACAGGGGCACAUAGACAACGCUGCGUACGGGAGACUGAACUUAUGUGAGUCCACCAUCCCUCGACUGUACGGUCCCCCGAAGAUCCAUAAAGAAGGAGCUCCAACAGGACCUAUUAUGCCAAUGGUAAAUUCCUUAUAUCACGCGAUGGCGCAGUGGUUGGUCGAAUUAUUAGAACCCAUUCGUCGUAGACUCGCCACACACAGUCUCCGAGACAGCUUCCAGUUUGUAGGCAAAACAAAAGACCUGGACCUGCAAGAAAAGACGAUGUUUUCUUUAGAUGUGGUCUCACUGUUCACUAACGUACCCCUGCUGAAGACAGUGGAAAGCAUUUGUGACCAAAUAAAAGCACGCAAUAUGUACGUUGGAAUUCCGGUCACGAUUCUAAAGGAACUGCUAUUGCCCUGCACACGUAACGUCCAGCGUCUAUUUAACAGCACUAUCUAUCGUCAGAUGGACGGGGUUGUUAUGGGAUCGCCACUUGUUCCUUUGCUAGCUGGCUGCUUCGUGGCCAAACUGGAAAGGAGCAUGCUGAGCCAAACUAUUGAAGGAUUAGCACACUACAGUAGAUACAUGGAUGAUAUCUUCUGUGUGAUCGCAAACAUGACAUCCAACAGAUAA
Molecule: messenger RNA, 795 nt
Organism: Echinostoma caproni
Lineage: Eukaryota; Metazoa; Platyhelminthes; Trematoda; Plagiorchiida; Echinostomatidae
Source: the annotation of a GenBank genome assembly